Anneissia japonica is the source of this 3956-nucleotide messenger RNA. RefSeq names its product transmembrane 9 superfamily member 4-like. Gene Ontology annotation, biological process: protein localization to membrane. The transcript has 18 exons. NCBI's taxonomy places the organism in Eukaryota, Metazoa, Echinodermata, Crinoidea, Comatulida, Comatulidae. The record is from RefSeq and is a predicted model, not a curated record. The coding region runs from base 173 to 2086 and encodes 637 amino acids. Gene Ontology annotation, cellular component: membrane.
GAAACCCUAAUGUCGUAGUGGGUUUGCCGAACGUGACGUCAGACACAGGAUUCCACGUUGGAAGAUGACUACUGCUGCUCAACUAAAGCUUGACUAAAGUCCUGAAGAAGUCUCAUCCAUGUCAUCGGUAAUUUGAUAGGUUGGUAAUAACACCGACUUACCGAAACGAAAGAUGUCCAGAUCAUUAUUUGUAAUUGUGUUGCUGGCAAGUUUUCUUUGUUGCCAUGCCUUUUAUGUCCCCGGAGUUGCACCAGUAGAAUUCAAAAAAGGAGAUAGUGUUGAAAUAAGAGGAGUAAAAUUAACGAGUAGCAAAACCCAGCUUCCAUAUGAGUACUUUUCAUUGCCAUUCUGUAAGCCCGACAAUAACCUUGAUGUUCACUACAAAACAGAGAAUCUUGGAGAAGUUUUGAGAGGUGAUAGAAUUGUUAACACACCUUAUAAGGUGGAAAUGGCAGAAAACAAAGAGUGUUCAGUCUUGUGCAAGCCACCCUUAGACGCCAAGGCAUCCAAGCUACUUUCACAACGUAUUAAGGAAGAUUAUAAUGUCCACUUGCUGUCUGAUAACUUGCCAAUAGCAACACGGGUUCCUGAGGAUGAUGAAGGGAUUAAGUUCAGUUAUGUUCAUGGCUAUAAACUAGGAUUUACUUUACUUAAAGAGGGCAAAGAUGGAAAGAAAGUUCCUGUGACUUAUAUCAACAACCAUUUGCGACUCAACAUGAAAUACCAUAAAGUAGAUGAAUAUUCAGAUGAGUACAGAGUUGUAGGGUUUGAGGCAGUUGCUCAAAGUCGAAAAUAUGGAGCUGACGGCUUAACUAUUGUAGAAGAUAAGACUUGUUUCAGUGAUAAGAGUAAACCACCAGUGUUCCAAGAAGUUGGAGAUGAAGAAAAUGUUCAAGAUUUCUAUUACACCUUUGAAGUGAACUGGGAGCCAAGUGAUGUGAGGUGGGCAUCUCGCUGGGAUACAUACCUGGCAAUGAGUGAUGUUCAAAUUCACUGGUUUUCUAUCAUCAACUCACUGGUUGUUGUUUUCUUUUUGGCAGGAAUUCUUACAAUGAUAAUCAUCAGGACGCUAAGAAGAGACAUUGCACGUUAUAACAGAGAUGAAGACAUGGAAGACACCAUGGAAGAGACUGGUUGGAAAUUGGUUCAUGGCGACGUAUUUCGUCCUCCAAAGCACAAAAAGCUCCUUUCAUCAAUGGUCGGGGCUGGUAUGCAGGUCUUCUUCAUGUCUUUGAUCACAAUAGUAACUGCUAUGUUUGGUAUGCUGUCACCAAGUAGCCGUGGAUCAUUGCUGACUGCUAGCUUGUUUCUCUUUGUAUUUAUGGGAAUUUUUGCAGGUUACUUCGCUGGAAGACUUUACAAAACAAUCAAAGGAACAACAUGGAAAAGAGCAGCGUUCUUGACUGGUACAGUAUUUCCAGGAGUAUCAUUUGGAGUAGCAUUUAUUCUGAACUUCUUUAUCUGGGGUAAACAUUCAUCAGGAGCUGUACCCUUCACUACAAUGAUUGCACUGCUUUGCAUGUGGUUUGGCAUUUCACUCCCUCUUGUCUACCUUGGAUAUUACUUUGGAUUUAGAAAACAGCCUUAUGAGCACCCUGUGAGGACUAACCAGAUCCCUCGGCAAGUACCUGAACAAGUCUGGUAUCUGAACCCCAUGCUAAGUACAUUGAUGGCUGGUAUACUCCCAUUUGGUGCUGUCUUUAUUGAACUAUUUUUCAUCCUAUCGGCAAUUUGGGAGAAUCAGUUUUACUACCUGUUUGGUUUUCUGUUUCUGGUGUUCAUUAUCUUGAUGGUAUCUUGUGCUCAGAUUGCUAUAGUCAUGGUAUAUUUCCAACUAUGUGGUGAGGACUACCAUUGGUGGUGGCGUUCCUUUAUUGUGUCUGGAGGCUCAGCGUUUUAUGUUUUUCUAUACGCAAUUUUCUAUUUUGUUACAAAGCUGGAGAUCACCCAGUUUGUUCCUGCAUUGCUGUACUUUGGCUACACCUUUAUUAUGGUCUUCACAUUUUGGAUUGUCACAGGCACUAUAGGUUUCUACGCCGCAUAUUGGUUCAUUCGUAAAAUAUAUGCUGCUGUAAAAAUUGAUUGAUUAUGUAUUUCUUGUUCCUGCUCUGCCCAAAAUUAGAAACCUAACUUUUCCACACAAGUGUUGUUUUUCUAAAAACAAUUAUUAGUUAUUUGCUACAGUUUUAUCAUUCAACCUUCAAUUUUUGUGAAGGUAAACUUAAAAUAGCCAAGGAAAAAAAGAUAAUGAUUUUUGUACACUGUUAAUUGCUUAUGAUUUCUUUGAAAGCUGAUGAGAAAUUUAAUAGUCUUCUAUCCUGUCCACAGUAUAAACAGUCUUUACCAGUUGCCUGAGUAACUAAGAAUUAAAGGUUGUAUAUGAAAGCAGGACUAGAGAGAGUAGUCAGGUACAUAUUCCGUAAAAUUUCAUCGUAUGGAUUGAGAUUGACUAAAUUUACAAGCAUACAAAAGGCUUGCAAUUUCAGAUUAGCUAGAUUGAAAAUUGUGGUGAAGGAAAUCAUGGAUAUAUUGAGAGGUUAAAUAGCUGAAUACAAAACUUUAGAUAGAUUACUUAUCAAUAAUAUUUUAUUUACAACAAACAGUUAUUACUUUUUGUUUGUUUCAACCUUUAUUUUCAUCUACACCCUUUUUCUCUUUUGUUGAGCACCUCUAAAUGUUUGCCUUGUACAUUUUAAUUUAUGUCACUGAAUGUGACAGACAUGCAAACACUGAAUAUAUUCUGCCUUAAUAUAAUAGUUAUUCCACUUUUGUUAUUUACUAUCCAAGUAUAAUAAUGUAAGUUCCAAACAUGUGUCUCAUUGCUUUCAUUUUUUUAAACCAAAUUGAUAUUGUUCCCAGGAUUUAAUAUAUUAAAAUAUUGAUUUUAUUUGUGUGUUAAAGUAAUUGAAUUGAGUAGAAUGAUGGCUGGGUCAUCGCUGAUAUACAUUCUAGAUGUCUGGUAUCCAGUGAAUAUGUAGGGGUGUGAAGGAUUUAAAAAAAGCUGGUUUUAUAAAAUUGUUACAUUGUUUUCACUACAAUUAUGGCCUAGCUUUACCUGAUGUAGCUUGGAAGGCUUCUUGCAGAUGCAGUCGGACAGGCUCCCUGAUUUGACCGGCAUAUUGAUGUUACCAACAGCUGUCCACUAUAGCAUGUAGUGUUAGAGAAUCCGGUCUUAAUUUGAUGUCAUUUGCUACAUCAUUGGUGAAUGUGCCAUGAGGAAUACCACAAGAGCUGUCCAAUAGCUUUUAGCGAUUUUAGAGAAUCCGGUCUUAAUUUGAUGCCACUUGCUACAUCAGUGGUGGAUGGUGCCGCGAGUGGAAUACCACAAGAACUGUCCACUAUAACUUUUAGUGAUUUUUGGAGAAUUUGGUCUUAAUUUGAUGCCAUUUGCUACAUCAGUGGUCGAUGGGCCGUAAGUGGACUACAACAUCAGCUGUCCACUAGCGUGUAGCGAUUUUAGCGUCUUUUUUAUUUUGAUGCCGUAUGCUACAUCGGGGGUAGAUGUGAUAUUAGUGGAAUAGUAUGUAUCGUAGCAUGCCAAGGUGGUACCACGUAGCUCCCAUGGUGAUGGUAUGAAUGGCAUUACCCUUAAAACUUCUGAUGGUAGAGUUGUAAGAAUGGAACCUGGACCCCAAACUGAGGUUUAUUAGGAAGGGAACCUUAAUAGCUUUUCUAUACUGAUGGUAGAGUUGUUGGUAAAUUCCUUAAUAGCUACUCUACUUAUUGAAAUGUGAUUUGUUAUCUCAAUGAUUUUACUAAUUAUAGAACUCUGUAGCUCCAAUUUCGUGAAAUAGUUGCGAUGUAUAAUUUUAAGUUUAUAAGUAAGGUUAGAUGAUGUAUAGAGGUAAACACAAACCUAACUUUAAUCAUAUAAGUAACUGAUUUGUACAUAUUUUUUUCUAUACAAUUACUUCUGAACUAAUAAAUAAAUGAAAUAAUGAUAUUUUUGUACAGUA